Heterobasidion irregulare TC 32-1 is the source of this 1254-nucleotide messenger RNA. Its product is annotated as mitochondrial carrier protein. Gene Ontology annotation, biological process: transmembrane transport. Bases 1 to 1146 code for a protein of 381 amino acids. The transcript has 6 exons. The record is from RefSeq and is a predicted model, not a curated record. Lineage: Eukaryota; Fungi; Basidiomycota; Agaricomycetes; Russulales; Bondarzewiaceae.
AUGGCAGCACAAUCAAAGCCGGUACAGCAACAGCAGCUCACCGCGUUCGGCUACGCCCUCGCCGGAGCUCUCGGUGGCUGCUUCAGCAAUGCUGUCGUGUACCCAUUAGAUACGAUCAAGACUCGGAUUCAGGCCGCUAAUGUUGACGAUAACGCGGACGGGAGCCCCUCGGAUCUCUCUGUCACAGGUCUUCUCGCUCGCAUCUUCAAAGAAGAAGGCGUAGCAGGAUACUACAGAGGAUUCGGAGCAACGAUGCUGAACACCUUUUCGAUGCAGUACGCGUACUUCUUCUUCUAUUCGCUCGUGCGCAUGUCCUACAUCAAACGCCUCGCAGCCCGUCGCCCUGCCGGCGCCUCCGCGCCCCCGCUCUCGACCGCCGCAGAACUCGCCCUCGGCGCGCUCGCGGGCGCACUCGCGCAGGUGUUCACGAUCCCCGUGGCCGUCAUCGCGACGCGGCAGCAGAUCGGGCACUCCCUCGACAAGCGGAAGGGUAAGGGCAAGGGCAAGGCUGUGGACUCCACGAGCGAGAACGGGGUCGCGGAUGCGGAGAAGGGCAAGGAGGCUGAGGAGGCACAAGAGGAAGAGGAGCUGGACGAUUCGUUCCUCGGCGUUGCGCGGGAGAUCAUACGCGAAGAGGGCGUGACGGGCUUGUGGUUGGGUCUCAAGCCCGGUCUCGUACUGACUGUGAAUCCCGCGAUCACGUACGGCGCAUACGAGCGCGUCAAGAGCGUGUUGCUGCUGGCGAAGGAGAAGGCGGGCACGGGCACAAAGCUCGGUCCAUGGACGUCCUUCAUGCUCGGCGCGCUCAGCAAGACGCUCGCCACUGUCGUGACGUACCCGUACAUCAUGGCCAAAGUCCGCAUACAGACGCGCACCGUGGAUCUGGAAACGGCAGAGGAGGAGCAUGUCCCACCACCACCUCCGGGCUAUCAUCACAAGGGCACCAAGCACGCCGGUGCGCUGGACAUCCUCAUUCGCGUGUGGAGGCACCACGGGUUCCUUGGCUGGUAUCAGGGCAUGGGUGCACAGAUCACCAAAGCUGUGCUUUCACAGGCUCUGCUCUUCAUGUCGAAGGAGAAGUUUGAGCACUGGGCGCUCGCGAUCAUGCUUCUGUUCUAUAAACUCGGACGGCCGACGUCCUCAUGACCUUCGAAUGUGUCCAUAUUGUUUCGGCGUUAGACGAGUGCCUUGACAUACUGUAUAUUGCAUCGCGUACUGAUGAGGAAGUCAUUUCUGACGCAGGGCUGCGCUAUC